Molecule: messenger RNA, 2816 nt
Organism: Patiria miniata (bat star)
Lineage: Eukaryota; Metazoa; Echinodermata; Asteroidea; Valvatida; Asterinidae
Product: multidrug and toxin extrusion protein 1-like
Exons: 16
Coding region: 349-2496 (715 amino acids)
Biological process (GO): xenobiotic detoxification by transmembrane export across the plasma membrane
Cellular component (GO): membrane
Molecular function (GO): antiporter activity; xenobiotic transmembrane transporter activity
Source: RefSeq, a predicted model, not a curated record
UGCAGUGCAGUAGUGAUAUGAUGUAAUCAGCUCGUUGUACUUUCGCUGUUGCAUGCGCAUGUGAUGCUGAUACUAGUGUCAGGAUAUUGCCACAACUACAUGUAACAUUCUUCUUUGUGAAUUUGGCUUUUUUAAUUUAAUAGCAGUACGGCGUAUGGAGUAACAUCUGAGGACGCUUUUCACCGCCCGCAAACAUAUUUUGUUUUUAGAUAGCGUGGUGUAUCAUAUCAUCAGACAUCAGUGAACGUGUGAGCUGCUUUGUUUGCAUGAUGUGUAGUGAUGUGUGAAAGUUACUGCAGCAGUCGAGAUUGAAUUUGAAGUGCCUAUAUUGUUGCGUCUGACACAGCCAUGGGUGACUACUCAAGAGUCAGUACGAACAGUAAGGAACACUGUAAUGGGACAGUGGCAGGAAAUGACCCUUACCCUGCGGAGAUCGAUACAGCCGCGCCUGACGAUAGCUCUGUGAAAACACACGAGGGCAGCAGACGGAACCGCUGUCUCUGCCGGUGUCUGUUCCCCGAUGCACCAGCGUCAGAAUACAAGAAGACACUGAAGGAACUUUGUAGACUUUCAUGGCCACUGAUGCUGUAUUUGGCAGCAUCCAUGCUCUUCUCAAUGACUUCCAUCAUCUUUACAGGCCACCUGGGGAAGGAACAGAUUGUCGCAGCUUCUCUUGGGCAAUCGGUUAUUCAUGUGUUCUGGAGGGCACCUAUGAUUGGGUUUGCAUCUGGAGCUGACACACUCUUCACACAGACAUUUGGAAGCACAAAUAAGAAGCGCGUUGGGAUCAUGUUACAACGGUUCCUGGUAAUGAGCAUGUUAUUGGCCGUCUGUUGUUGGGGAAUUUUACUCAACACUGAAGGUUUACUGCUAUUGUUUGGACAGGACCCACGCAUUGCUAAAUUAUCAGGCGCAUAUGGCAUGAUUUUCAUCGCAGCCACACCAGCAGAUGUUGUUGUCGUUCAACUCAUGAAGUAUCUAGAGAGCCAGAGUAUAGUGAGACCACUGUUGAUUAUCACCAUCAUCAUGGGAGUCCUGAAUGUACUCCUGCACUUCAUUACUGUGUCGGCUUUGCAGUUUGGAUUGCCGGGAGCCGUCGGAGCCCAGGUCAUCACCUACUAUCUAGGGGCCUUCAUGAUAUCGGGCUAUAUCUACAAACGGCGCCUAUACAAGCUCACAUGGCCUGGCUGGUCAUGGGAUUGUCUCCAAGAGUGGGGCACCAUCGUCAAGCUGUCCAUAGGUGGUAUGGGCAUCUCCACCAUUGAAUGGUGGUGCUUUGAAGCUGGAUUCAUCAUUGCAGGGUUGUAUGGGAUAACGGAAGUUGGUGCCCAUGCUGUCCUGUUCAAUAUCUCUUCUUUGACGUGGUGUCUGGCGAAUGGUGUUGGUAUCGGUGGAUCCAUCUUGAUUGGAAAUAGUCUCGGAGCUAAACAACCAACCACGGCGCGUAUCACCAGUUGCCUUACUAUCAUCGUCACAGCAAUUCUCAGCAUGAUAUUCGUCGCUUUCUACUUGCCAUUGAAAGAUGUUCUUGGGUACAUCUUCACCAAAGACACUGACGUGGUCCAACUGGCUGCGAGUAUUGUGCCAAUCAUUGCUAUCAGUGAGGUAUUCGACAGCGUAAAUGGUGCAUUUUUUUGUAUUCUGCGUGGUUGUGGGUACCAGUAUGUCGGAGCUGUCGUGGUUCUCCUUGGUCAAAGCACAGGCCUUGUUCUUGGCGUGGCCUUGAUGUUUACAUAUGACAAAGGCUUAAAAGGUUUGUGGCUUGGUAUGAUGGCAGCACUCUUUAUUGAAAAUGUGAUGUGUAUGGUCUUCAUUUCGUGUUUCAUCAAUUGGGACAAAGAAGUCAUCAAGGCUCAGAAAAGAGCCGCAGUGCUGCCAACUACAAGCGAAGUGGACUGCAAGAAUGAUGCAGAAAUGCCAUUGGAGUCAAUGGGAGACAACGUCGAUGAAGAAGCAGUGAAGUUACCAACCACAAGAGACGAGGACGAGCGAACCUCUAUCAGAGAUGAAGAAGUUCAAGUCUGCCAGAAUGAUUGCCAUAGCGACGGAGAGAGCAACUCUCGGCGUCACAGUGAAGGGGAGCAGUCUGGCUUCUGUCAACAGGAACCCGAAAACACACAGGAUGCUGUUGAGGAGGCAGAAUGCGGAGAGGAAGAAACCAGACCCAACUGCAGUUCAGACGACGAGAAACAAGACGAGGCGAGACCAGCAGAAGAGGAAGAACCAGAGAUAGGUGUCCUGACGCUAGACAGAUUAUCAUUCGCCCAGCUCAUUUUGCGUCGCGGUCUGGCUCUUUUCCUUUGCAUUUCCUUCCUCCUGGCUUCAGUUUACGUCGCCGUUUACGUUGUUCCCGCCGUCCGACCUACCUUCUCAGAAUCGAUGAAUGCAACGGCCAACUCCACAUCAGAAUACAUCACUGAGAGUUUGAAUAAUGGCACAUACAUCGUGGGGGGUUUGGGUACUGGCGCAUUGACUGUUGAUUUAACAGAAUUCUAGCUGGCGAGUUAAAGCAAACCCCUUCCAUGUAAGUUUGAGGAGGAUAGCUUUUCUAUAUUUUCAUUUGAAUAACAAAACCCACAAUUCAUAUGGGUAGCUCAUUUCAGCUGCUGCUGACUUGAAGGGAGCCGCCCAUUAUUCACAAUAAGCCAUUUGCGAGUGACCUAUACCCUUUUGGAUAUAAAUUUGAAAAACGUCAGGUUUCCUGACUUGCUCAGAAUGCUUGGCACAUUUUAACUGAAUUCUCCAGACCUAAGACACUUUUGCUAAUCACAUGAUUCGGGGCAAGCUCUUGCAUAGUUAUGUAAGAGACGCUCAGC